Molecule: messenger RNA, 3119 nt
Organism: Cottoperca gobio
Lineage: Eukaryota; Metazoa; Chordata; Actinopteri; Perciformes; Bovichtidae
Product: zinc finger protein 23-like
Exons: 7
Coding region: 191-2821 (876 amino acids)
Source: RefSeq, a predicted model, not a curated record
AGAAGAAGAAGAAGAAGAAGACCCGGGCAACCCGGAACAAAAUCACCGCCGGACCAAUUAUCUAUCAGGUGUAUCUCAACUUUACCACGAAGGAGAGGGAAAUUAGAAGAAUUUAAUUUACUCAAUAAAUCUAACAUUCUCUGCUAGCACGCCAGAACAUCUGGGUAUGUGAGUGCAGUGGGUAAAUGGGAUGGAAGAUCAUACCUCAAAGGAUCCCCCUCUGCCCCUGUCCGCUCUGCGACUCCUCGUCCCACCAAUUCGACUCAUCUCAGCGGCCAUCUGGCAGACAGUCCAGCACAAAGUUGUGGCUGAUUAUGGGAUACUUGAGGAGUUUGUUUCCAUGAUUACAGACAUUGUCCCAGAGCUACUCAGCUCUCGUCAAAGGACCCAACUUCUGCUGGGCCUCAGAGCACAGCUCAUUCUGCAGUUGUGUCAGUUUGAAGCCACUGCUGACUUUGAGCUUGUUCAGCCACAUCUGGACAAAGUGCAAACGCUCAUCGACGCAUGGCCAAUGGAUGCGGGUGCUGCAAAUAUGGAAGUGCCACUCUCAACAUUUGUGGAUCUAAUUAAGAACUUGCUGAACAAUGCUGACGAAAGGGAACACUUCUUUCAGAAAGUUUUCCCUGAACAGUUUGGUCGCACAUAUGAUGACGCUCUUCACAGCCUGAUGUGGAUGUUUCUGUCCAGACUGGAACAGCUUCUUCCUCUUCAAACUUUCCAACAGGUUGCCUCCAUGUUUGGUGACGUGUCCUCAGUGUUGGGGGAAUGUAUGCACUCUGUGUCUCGAUGGGAGGGGCUCAAAACCCUGCUGCAGUAUCAAAAAGACCUCAGCCAACUGGAACACAAUGAUGGUUCCCUGGAUGGCACCUGCAUUAUUUCAGCUCUCAAACUUCCCUCUGUAGAAAGAAGUGAGACAGAUAAACCACAAGCCAACAUCUUGGAUGAUGUGCUGCCAUGUACAUCAGAUUUAACAGUGUCUCACUCAACACAGAGAGAAAUAAACACAACCAAAGAAGAUCAAACAAGUGAGAUAAAGGCCGAUGACACUAAUUGGACUCCAGGGGGAAAUGAAACAGAGGUGCUUUUGGGAGAUAUUACGAGAUGUGAAGAACAUAUAGGCCUUCUUCAAAGUCAAGAGGAGGAUGCUCCUCUCCCUCUAAAACCAUGCUGUGUCCAGCUGAAAAGAAUGGACACGUCGUCUUUGCGGUCUCGACCUGUGAGACGAAACCGAGGCCUGAAGAUGAAAAAGAUUCUGUUGGAAGAGAAGAAAAGUCUUUGUGAAGAGGAAUCAGCUUCUAGGAAAAGGAAACCCUCCAAAAGGGCUCUUUUACACGUCUCUGACAGUGAGGAGUCGAGCCACUUCAGCAAAGACCACUCCGCGUAUAUGGCUCCUAUCAAUAUUGGCAGUGAAGACGACUCAUGGUCUUACUACUCUGAUGAAGACUCUGGCCAUACGACUACUAGUAGUAGUCUUAGUGUAGCUGAUUCAUGGUCUAACUACUCAUGUGACGAGUCUUCCUCUGUGACUCCUGCCAUUAGUUCUACUGACGGGGAUUCGUUAUCUAGCUGCUCAAAUGAGGACCCUUCCUUCAUGGGUCCUAAAAAUGUAUCAGCUACCAGCAGAAAGCAGCGCGUCUCCAACCUCAAAUGCAGCAUUCCCAAAAAGAUUAGGAAAGUCCAGUGUUUUAUCUGCAAGGAGCACGUGAAUAAAAGCCUGAGCGCUCACAUGAAAACCCACUUUCCCACUGGUGAUUACGCCUGCCCUCGAUGCGACAGCAGGUUUAAACUCUUCUCAUCUUUUAAGCUGCACUUGAAUAGAACCUGCUUUGAGUACGGUCAGCAGCGGGUAGAUCCGCAGAAGCCGGACGAAGCCAAGAAUCUUUAUAAAUGUGACAAAUGCGAAGAGGCAUUCAGGUACAAAGUUUCCCUGGACGGGCACAAACUGACCCACAAUGAACUCUACUGCAGUGUGUGUAGGAAGGUGUUACGAGAUGCAGCAGCAUUGGCAAGGCACAAGGCUUCUCACACCCUGUUUCAGUGUAACCGCUGUGAGGAGAGCUUCACUCUUUUUAAGCCCUUGUCCAGGCAUUGCGAAAACAUCCAUAAAAUCAGCAGGCCGUUUAAAUGCAACUAUUGUCCAAAAGUUGUGUCCAAGCUGCGCAUUUUAAUCGCACACGAGUGGAAACAUACGGGUCAUCUACCGUUCCAGUGCGCCCAGUGUGGCUUGAGAUACAAAACAGACGGAGAUCUCACUUCCCAUCAAAGAGUCCACACAAGAGAGAAACCCUACCUGUGUGCAGAGUGCGGCAAGACUUUCUCCCAGAAGUCCAACCUGUUGCGGCACUUGAAUUUGAUCCACAGCAAGUCUCGAAAUGAGAAGAAGUAUUCUUGCCCUGAGUGUGAGAAGUCCUUUAAAGAGAAAGGAGCCCUGAAAAAACACCAGAGGACCAAACACUUGAAUGAGUUGUUCCGGCAUCCGUGCCCGUACUGUGGAAAGAUGGUCGCCUCGUCAACAUUCGCUAGACAUAAAUUAAUCCAUACGGGAGAGAGACCGUUCAAAUGCACUGUGCCUGAAUGUGACAAGUGCUUCAGGUCAACUCCUGAAGUGAAGAGGCAUGUCCUUAUAAACCACACUUCAGAGAGACCAUAUAAAUGUGAUAUCUGUGGAAAGAGCUUUAUAAAAAUGUGUUUUCUCAAUGCACAUGCUAAAACACACUCGGGAGAGAAGCCAUUUGUUUGCCAUAUCUGCGGCAAGGCUUUCCCCAAGCUCUACAGCAUGCAAAGACACAAAAGACUUUUGCAUGCAUUCAUAACAUAUUAACCCAGCAUGGUAGGAAGGCUCAGUUAAAGGUACAAUGUGUAAGAUAUGGCCAUAAAGGGGAACAUUUCUUUGAAAGGUCAGCAGCAACCGAAGUAAAAGUUGAAAUAAUUGUAGCUUUGAGCGCAGUGUUGGGCGGCACCGCUCUCUCCAUAGGAAACAACGGCAAAGCCAGCGCAGAGCAGUUUCACCUCUGAUCCUAUGAAGGCAGCUCUCGGCAUUAAAGUAUUUUUAUGUGGUGAUCUGUGUUAAAGAAAAUCCUAAAUGCGGCCACAAUGUUGUAAAUAAAAUAUGAACUAGA